Cyanidioschyzon merolae strain 10D is the source of this 8826-nucleotide messenger RNA. Its product is annotated as similar to DNA damage checkpoint kinase RAD3. Gene Ontology annotation, cellular component: nucleus. Gene Ontology annotation, molecular function: protein binding; protein serine/threonine kinase activity. The record is from RefSeq and is a predicted model, not a curated record. The transcript has a single exon. Gene Ontology annotation, biological process: protein phosphorylation; telomere maintenance; DNA damage checkpoint signaling. Bases 1 to 8826 code for a protein of 2941 amino acids. NCBI's taxonomy places the organism in Eukaryota, Rhodophyta, Bangiophyceae, Cyanidiales, Cyanidiaceae.
AUGGCAGCGUCGUUGGAGACUUCAGUUGGUGUUCGCAACGAGCAGGUGGGCACCUACCUUGCAAGUUUAUUAGAGCACGUGCUUUCGACCUUGCAGAAGCAGACAGCGGGCUCUACAGCGGGCGCUAGCUCUCUGGAGCAGGUUGCGCUGCCCGUCUUGCGUGAAUCUGCGAGUAAGUGUCCAGUGGAAUUCUUCCCAGCAAGUCUUGGCCGUUCCUGUGAACAGAUUGCCGAUAUUUUGGAAUCUGAAGCGACGCUACGUCGCGUCUUGGCCCCGUUGUUAUGGGUGCUCGCUCGCCGCGCUACGAUCGCCGACUGGCGCUCGCUGGAGGCGCUCUUUCAGCGUUGGCACAAAAAUCGGCACGAGACAGUCGUAGCUCCCGAGCUGGAAACCAUCUGGUGUAAUGUUCUUGGUCAUGUUCAACUGGAGCGUGCCGCGUCAUUUCGCAAGCAAGAGGAUCUUAGGGUCUGGCAACUGGAACUCGCAACCGGCGCACUCAGCAGUGCCGAGGAUGUGAGACGCUGGCUCGACCGCGUGUAUAUCCUCGCUCUGACCGGAUGCAGCGAUGAUGCGCUCCUCAUUCUGCAACAGGUGAUGCAGCGCUCCCCAUUCCAUUAUAUAGUGGAGAUCGAAAAGUCGCUGUGGAUUGUGGUCCAGAGCCUCUGCGAUCCUGGAUCGAGCAUUCCUCAAGGGCAGAGCAAUGAAGCUCCGCCUGAUUCCCGGGCGACCAGGAGUCGGGCUCCCACGGCGUCCACGAUAAGCAUCGAAUGCGAACGCAGUGGUCCGAAGCGGUCCAAAUGCAGCGGAUGGCGGGAGACGCUCAACGAGUACAUCGAUGCAGCAGCCGCUGGCGAGCACUGGCUACUGCUCGCAGCGCUGCUGCUUCUCCUCCGUACAUGCGAGGGCCCCGACCAGACUGCCGUCAUCGCUGGACGAGUCCUUGCGGCAUCGAUCGACGCUGAACGACCAGCAGCUGCGCGCUACGGUGCGUUAUUUGCAGCCGGCAGACAUGCACCGUUUUCUGCUCGACUUGCAGUCGCUGCACGUGCUGCACAGGAGAAUGCAUCUACAGCUGAUCACACGAUAUCCGCAGUAUCGACUGUAGCCUGCAUUCCAUGGCUAGUCCAACCUGAAAGCGCUGACGAGCAUCGUCAAUUCGGUGAGUUUGUCGCAAAACUCAGACAGGAUCCGGCCCUGGCGCCCCAUCUCGCCCGAUGGCUCUGCAUCACUGGAACCGGUGCCGCAUACGUGGACCCUGAACGAAUUCUGGAUCAUUUGACGUUCGCAGCAGAGCUCAUCGGGUCGAUCCGUCCCCGUAAGAUGCCGCCUGAUGUCGUGGACACGCUCAUUCACAAGACGAUAACCCUCGCAGAGCCAAGCUGGCCACAGAUGCGCUUGCUCGCGCUUCUCCUGCAUACCCAGGAACGUGCAGCUGCGCAGCGGAUGCUUCUCGAUGAGCGUCUAGCUCCGUUUCUGGCGAGAUGUAUUUCGUGGGCAUGGCGAGCACCGGCAGCAGCGCUGUCGCCGGAUACAGCUUGCGUCAUGCGGGUUCUCGCGACACUCAUUCAACACUGUUGUGGCGAUGAGCAUGCUCCUGUCGUGAUGGUACUCGUCCAGGAGCUGGACCAGGCCAUGCAUGCAUCCCUUGGUGACUGGCGAUUCAUUCAAGCACUCGGCGUGAUCGCUCGCAACGCUUGUUCGCGACUGGCUACCGUGGCUUUGGCGGCGCUCAUUGAGCAAGCGAGCACCCUGGAACGGCGUCGUCGGAGGCGAAGUCCGCAGAGCGUUACAGUACCCGCCAUAGAUCAGAUCUCCUGGGAGCUGGAGCGCACUGCGAGCCCACACCACGUGUCGCGACUGCUCGGUGAGCAGGGCCCGCGACUCUUUCCGCUUCUGCUGCACCAGCUGCUGCAUCACGAGGAGCUAGCAGAUCUCUUGCAGAGCUGGUUACAGCUAUCCGACUCGGACGCGGUGUUCACAUUUGUUUAUCGUUGUUCGUUUGCUUUUCUCGUCAGCCACAUCCAUGAGCGUAACUUGGAAGCACUCUCGGCUCGCGUAUCGGCAGCAGCUGCAGCCCUGGGCAUCGAAGAGCAAGUCCAGGCUCUCGCCGAUUCUCUGCUGCUCUCGAAUCGAGUCAAGCGCGACAAGGCUUUUGCGCUGCUCGCAACAUACACCGGAUCGACGAUUCAUGACAUUGCUCGCACCUAUACCACACGCGUUAUCCUUCGUCUUCUGACAGCGUUGGAUACCAGACCGGAGGCGGUUGUUCGAGACGCGCUCGACGAGUUGGCGAUUCUGGUUGACGCCAGGGACACGGUGACGCUCAUCGCGCACGAUCUUCUCCGGAUCCUCGACGCUUUGAAUCGCCGCAUCUUCAGGCGACAGGAUCACCAGGCGAUUCGUAUAUUGGACCUGCUGUUUAAGGUCAUCGCACCAGAGCUUCAUUUAUUUGUGCCCAAGGUUCUGGCGACGCUGAAGAAUGCGUUAGAGAUCCCUGACCUGCGACUCCAUGCGUUGGUCAUUCAGUGCUGGGUUACGUUCCUCGAGCAGCUGGGCUGGGAGCGCGCCGCACCGCACCUAGGUACGGCAUUUGCUGUGCUGGGACCGUACCUGGAAGGUGAACCCGCUCUGGCCCAAGUACUCCUGGAUUUAACUAGGGCUUGUGCGGCGUCACCUGCCAAAAGCACCUAUCUCGAUGAGAUUUUCCUGCCUCCAGCUGACAGCACCAGUAGUGCGAGACCAACGAACUGGGCUGAUAGUGCGCCUCUCGAGGCAGCGCACCCUGCUGAGACCUGUGCGUCGGCGGCAGCAGCAGCAGCAGCAGCAACAACAACAACAACAACACUGUGUCCGGAGCGCGAGCUUCAAACCUUGUCGAUCCCAACCGGUGAAAGCAGCCCAGAUACACACCGACCGGCGCCAGCACGUACAAACGAAGUACUCGGCGCCAUUCGUACGCUGCUGAACGAGCGCAAGCAACAGCGCCAACCCGCAGAGCAGCUGAUCCGCCUCUUACCUAUCGCCACAAAACAUCACAGUCGACUGGUACGCUUGCUGGCUCUGCGAGAGCUCACCAGUGUACUCCGGCAGUAUCGCAACCAGUUGUACGUUGACAUCGUCUUGCAUCAGCGUACCCAGCUCGUAAGUGAGCUGCUUCAGGAGGGCCUCUUGCUCGCCGUCACCGACGGUGAUGCCAACUGUCGCGAUGAGGCGCUUCUGGCGCUGGCGCUCCUGGGGGCGGUCGACCCUGCCCGCCUCUCGCUGGAGCACCGCCAACCGCCACCGCUAUCACUGCCGUCGUUACAGCAGCAUGCAGUCGUGUCGCAGUCGUCUGGCUCUGAAGGCGAGUCCCUACUCGAUCAAGUCGUCAUUCCGACGCUGCUGGAGCAAUGCCUCAUCCCGGCACUGCGUCGAGUGGAGUCUGCACAAGCACGUGAGUGGCAGAAUCGGAUCGGUUUUGUCAUCCAAGAGGUCCUGCGAUUGGCGCUGAGUCUCGAAGAUACCACCGAUAUCACCAGCACCGCGCAUCCUCUGCCGACUUCGCCGUCGUCGUCACCGAAGCGUCCACAAACACGGUCCACGGAGGAGCGCAUCCAGCAGCGUGCCUUCUGGCGAGCUCUUUCCGAACACACGCGCCAAAUUAUCCGCCCAUUCCUGUACUCCCGCUAUAUUUUAAGAACAGUCGCACAGCGGAAAACGAGCAGUGAAACGAUCGGUCGUGAAAAUCAGGGCGUCGCAGCGUCGCUAUUGCCCUGCACCUCAUCGGGAACAACAGUCGAAACAGGUGCGCCAGCAGCAACGCUCCUCAAGCAUACAAAUACCGAAGCACAUGCUGCUGCAUCAAGUGACGCGGUGCCGGCUUCCAUGGAGUGCACCGCAUCCCCCGCAACGUCCCGAGCAGCGUGUGCUCGCUGUGCCGUAGCACCAGGCAAGAGUGCUGCUCAGUGGAUCUGCGGCUUUGCAGUGCAUCUUGUCGACGUGCUGGAUCAAGUGAUGUGUGCAGUGGACGUAACCUUCAUCCAUUCCGACGACAUGCGAAUGGAUUCCGGAAUCGGCCCGGAAGCAUCGACUGUCGCUGCAGCCGGCAUGGAGCCAGCAGCACCAGAAGCGAUACCAAGCACAGGAUCAACAGGCGUAACAAGCGCUACAUCCUCGACGGGGGCAGUUCCCGAGUCGGUGUCCGCAGCUGGCACGAAACAAAAGCCAGAAGCAGCAGCUGCUAUAGCGCCGACUGGUAGCCCUACCCCAAAUGCUACCCUGAGUCGCAAGUACCGGUGCUGGUGGGGCCUCUUUCGCGCGUGCCGUACGCUCACAGGCCACGAUCAGCAUACCGCGAUCUACUUGCUACCCUACCUCGUACAGACGAUGCUCCAGAUCGCUAGUGAUCUCGAUAGCAUCAACAUGGACACACAGCUGGCGAUAUCCGACCUGGACGUCGAGCCAAGCGCAACCGCACCUGAAGCACUAGCUGCAUUGAGCGCGCCUCGAGAUGCGUCUGCACAGCACCAGACGACUGCAGCGCCAGAUUCACUGCCGCUUACCGGAGGCCAUACACAUGCAACAGCAGCAGCAGCUACAAAGGCGAACAGAUCAAAGCACUGGAUCACCAGGAUAAGCGCCUUCCUCCGAUCGCAUCUGGUGGCAGUACUGUCCAGCGACCUGACGGAGGCGAUUCAGUUGGUGUUCCUGCUCCUCGAUCGUCUGGCGGAACAGCGUGAUCACGACUGGAUGAGCCGAGUUCGGGGCCUGGAUCCAUGUGCAUUAGCCACCUGCGAGUACGCGGCCUUGGCGGCGGCGGCUGCACAACAACCCGAGCACAUCUGUCCCUUCAAUGCUCUGGAGCGCGCUUUACCUGCAGCACUGCUCGCUCGUGCAGCACUCACGAGCGGUGCCCUGCAUCGCGCAUUACUGUACCUCGACCAGUGUACCGGUUCUUGUUCCGAGUCACAGCGACGCGUCCUGCAGCGUCUCUAUCGAGAACUAGGUGAUCUGGAUGCCAUGCAAGCGAUCACCACUCGCCGAGCACCGGUGGUGGUGGCUUCGGGCGGGCGCACCCCGGACGCCUCGCCAUCGCUGCUCCCUGGGACGGCCGCUAAUGGCUACGAACAAGGCCUCUCUUCGCCGUCGUCUUCAUCCGCAUUCGUGGACUGGGAGUCAUUCACCCUAGAUGCCGAAGCAUACCACGCAACCGAAGAAGCGCUUAUCGGCUAUGAGCGGGGACUGCGGGCGUUUCCCACAGACCUCGCUGCAAUGCGCGGCUACCUCCAGAGUCUGAUGACGCUCGGCCUCUGGGAAACGAUGCUCCAUCCGAUUCUGACACAUCCAGAGCGCAGUGCUGUCGCUGACCUGGGCAUUGAGGCAGCACUGCGGCUUGGUCGCUGGGAUGCGCUCGAAACCCUGAGUGCGUCCGUUGAGGACCCCGCCGCCCGAGGUACCCGCUCCGCCUUGGCAAACAUCGCCAAAGCGCUGCACCAGGCACAACAACCGGGCCAUGAGUCUGGAGCGCAGCUCUCAGAGACGCUGCGUCGAGCGCGCUCAGGGUUAUCCGACACUGUUGCAACCGCUGCUCUCGAGUCAUAUGCGCGAACCUAUCCGGCGUUGGUGCAACUCCAUGCGGUAGCGGAUGUCGAGUGCAUCCUCGGGGAUCACGCUGACCUGGAAGCAGUGCUUCAGCGUUACGCUCAUGACUGGCUCGCUGGUGGUGCUGAUGUGGGCGCUGCAAACUGGCUUGAAGCGCGUCUCCAAUGCGUUGCAUCGAGCUGGCAAGCACGUGAGCCCAUUCUCGCGAUCCAGCGGGCAGCUUUAUUGGUGCAAGUAGAACGCGCUCGUCACCUGGUGGCUCGUAACGAGUCCGCUGCUGCUGCUGCUGCUGCUGCUGCUGCUGCUGCGCCUUGCACAUCCUUGCGCGUUCCGUGGACGCUUGCUGGUGGCGAACGUGCAAACGGGUCGUCCUGGGCAGCGCCAAAGAACGACAACGACACCAGCAGCAGCACCAGCAGCGGUGGUGGCGGUGGUGGUAUCGAACGACCUGCCCCAGCGACAGUGCUUGCUGCUGGGCGCAGUCAGCCAGCGAGCGUCCAGUUUCCUGACCAAACUUGGCUCGUGAGUGCGUCAACGAAACCUGCAGUGCUGGUCCCCGGAACAACGCGUCCACCUGCGUCGUUCGUGACCCCAGAACGUUCAGCACAGCAGUUCCUGGAGCGCGCACUUGUCUUCCAAGAAGCUGCCGAUGCCGUCACGCUCCGACUCGCUCGACUGGCGCGCAAGUCGGGUCACCACGCAGCCGCUAUUGCGUACCUGCAACAGCUUCCGCGUGCGUCGCUUUUCCAAGGCCCGGCCUGUAUCGAGUUGGCCAAAAUCUACCGUGCUCGCGGUGAAACACGUCGUGCGCUUGCCCAGUUACCGCUCUCGCUAACUGACCUUCAGCUCGGACGCAAGACUGCGUCCACCAGCAAUAGCAGCAGCACCGGCACUUGGCGCUCAUCAAGUGGCUCGGCUGCAAGGCUCGUGAGCAAAGCGCUCUGCCUGCAGGCCCAGUGGAUGCAGGAGGAUCGCUCUGCACAACCUCAGGAGAUCAUUGACUGCUUCCAGCGAGCUCUUUCCAUACAACCAGAGACCGAGAAAAUUUACGUAUUGCUGGGGCGUUUCUACGAUAGUCUGACGCCCGAACGCGAUGCUGAACCCCGUAUCCAGGCUCGCCAGCAGUGGCUGUAUCGGCAGUCGGCACUCGAGCACUAUGCCCGCUCCCUGCGUUACGGAUGUCGUUACGUCUACCAUUCGCUGCCGCGCAUCAUCACGUUAUGGCUCGAUGAGGAUAGCGAGCCCGUCCUUGAGGAGCACACGAACGACAGCAGCAGCAACAGCAGCAGCAGCGAUAAGCGUAUGACGCCAGAUACAGCGUCGCAUAUCGAGCGAUCCAAAGUGCUAUGCGCCAUUCGCACGAAUACCAGAGCAUUGGAUAGCAACAACAACAACAACAGCAGCAGCAGCAGCAUCAGCAGACCCGACAUCGACUCGUACGAGGCACGUGAUUCGCCGUCGAUCGCUCGUCGCUCUGCCGCCGAAUACUUGUUGCCUAUUGUACGCAGACUGCGAACCCGUCUUCCGCUCUAUAUCUGGUUUGUCGUGCUGCCGCAGCUGCUCUCAAGGGUCACAGCACAUCACUCGGCCGCAGUUCGCGCUGAACUAUGCAGCCUGCUCGCUGAUUGUGUCGUUGCGUAUCCAGGACAGGCCGUCUGGUACGUCGUGCCGCUCGCGGGGGCGCUGGACGCCAACCGCGCCGCUACCGCCCGAGCGAUACUGGAUCAAGCGCGUCAGCGCGGUGACCUGGGCCUCAGCACGCUCCUCGAUGCCGGGUUGGAGCUUUGUGCGCAGCUCGCACGCGUCUGUACCCAGGUGCCACCACGCGGUCUAAAGCAGAUGACUGCCUCGGUGCAUUUGCGUGCACUCCGGCGGUUGCUGCGAGAGCGUCUCCAGGGACUAGCGAUCCCGGUGCCCUAUCAAGCGUACUUGCGUCUGUUCCUGCCGACGAGUGGACGCUUUCGUGACGACCUGCACGAGGGAUUUGCGGUGAGCGUCCCGACCCUGGUCGAUGUCGAUGAACCCGUCUGGGUUAUGAACUCGUUGAUGCGUCCGAAGCGCAUCGGACUGCUGGCCUCUGACGGCCACGUGUACCCGUUUCUCUGCAAACGCGAGGAUGCCGGCGACAUGCGCAAGGAUGCUCGAAUGAUGGACCUCUUGAACGUGGUGAAUCGUUUGUUAGCCAAGACUGCCGACGCUCAGCAGCGGCGCCUCGUGCUGCGGACGUACGCUGUGCUGCCACUGAAUGAAGAGUGUGGUAUUCUGGAGUGGAUGCCACAUCUGGUGCCGUUGCGCGCAGCGGUGGCGAUGCUGCAUCGGGCCCUGGGUUACGAGAAGACGGCCACCUCCAGCACCGAAGAGAUCCGUCUGGCCUAUGAACGGCAUGCGAAAGCGCGUCCCGAACCAGAUCAGGUGCGCUGGUAUACCGAGUGGCUCUUACCCCGAUUCCCGCCUGUGCUCCGUCACUUUUAUAGCAUUCAUUUCGGGCGGAGACAUUCACCGGCUGCGUGGUUCGCGGCGCGGCAGGCAUUUGCACGUUCAUGCGCGCUCUGGUCCAUGGUUGGUUAUGUGGUUGGCUUGGGUGAUCGGCACGGCGAGAAUGUGCUCCUCGAUACCAGGUCCGGCGAGUGUGUGCACGUGGAUUUCGCUUGCCUGUUUGAUCAGGGUCUCCGUCUCAAGGUGCCGGAGACGGUGCCGUUUCGACUGACGCCGAAUAUGAUCGAUGCCAUGGGCACCGCAGGCUACCAGGGUGUCUUCUAUCGUAGUGCCCAGAUCGCGCUUUCUGUGCUGCGGAAUCACCGGGAAACGCUCUUGAGCGUCCUUGAAACGUUUUUGCACGAUCCGCUUCUCGACUGGGCGGCUGCGGCUCGCGAUGCACGCACCGCUGCGGCCAUGGAAGCGAGCGCAACUCGUGGACCGGUGUUGCUUCCGGGGCCGGCUGCCGCUAUGCGGCUGCCACGCGAGCCCGCGGAUACGGCGCGCCUCAGACGUCCAGCAGACAAACGCGGGAAAGCAGCGCACCCCGGGAACGACAUGCCACCGCGCCAGCAGCGGCAGCAAUGCUGCGAGCGCAACGCCCAGGCUCUCGAAAUGCUCCGCGUUGUCGACCGCAAGUGCCGCGGACUGCACGGCGCUCAGAGCGGCACGCCCUUAUCCGUCGAAGGCGACGUGGCUCGUCUGGUUGCUGAGGCAACCAGUGCGCGGAACCUUGCCCGAAUGUAUAUAUGGUGGUUACCCCAUGUCUAG